AUGGCCGCCCAGUCGCCAGCGAAGAAGCGCGCGCGCAGGUCAGGCAGGGGCGACUUGGGCGUCACUGGCGGUGAGCACCGCGACGACGCCCCCUCUCUGUCGCCCGCAGCCCCCCCACCCCCACCCCCACUGCCCGCAUUGUGCUCCCUGCGCUCGCGCGGGGGAGCGGUGGCGGCUGCGAGGUUGGCGGUUAGGUUGGGGAUGGUGAGGUUGAGCAGCACCUCCGCGUUGAAGUCCUGGAAAUGCACCACCGCCGCCCCCUGCCCGCCCCGCCACCAGCGCCGUGCCAUGGACCGUGGGACAGAGGCACCAAGCAACAG
Molecule: messenger RNA, 320 nt
Organism: Closterium sp. Yama58-4
Lineage: Eukaryota; Viridiplantae; Streptophyta; Zygnematophyceae; Desmidiales; Closteriaceae
Source: the annotation of a GenBank genome assembly